AUGACGAGAGGGAGAUCAACAAAGCUGAAACACGCUGUCCACGAUCAGCAAGAUCCCGACUUCCCCCGCCGAUCAAAGCCGACCCUUUCGACACACGCGGCUUUGCUCCACCAAUUACGGGAAAGGGAAACUGCUAUUUUCUCACCAUUGGCUGAAUUUGUGUGGGGCACGAGAAUACAAGCUUUCAUGCCAAGGUCACGCUUGGACCGUCAGACCCCGAUCUGGCCUCCCCGCGCGCCUCUGCCUCCGGAGGUACCUCCGCCGUCGGCUAAAGUGUUAUGGCGACGGAAGUACCGCGCGCCCUCUGCCUCUUCCCCCCUGCUUCGACCUGCCAGAUCUGGCAUGCGCCCUGAGAGCCCUGAACCGCUGGACCAAGCGCAUGGCGAACCAUGGCACCAAGCGCCGUUGCGUCGGAGCAAGAUGCUGCAGUCAGAAGGUCGAUGGUAA
Nannizzia gypsea CBS 118893 is the source of this 447-nucleotide messenger RNA. RefSeq lists its product as hypothetical. Lineage: Eukaryota; Fungi; Ascomycota; Eurotiomycetes; Onygenales; Arthrodermataceae. The record is from RefSeq and is a predicted model, not a curated record. The transcript has 2 exons. Bases 1 to 447 code for a protein of 148 amino acids.